CCUCUCACACCAUCACUCACAGCUUCAUGAGGCUUCCUGUGAAGCCCCAGACACAGGCUGUGGUUACCAGUGGAAAAUGUCACUGGGCACUUUAAAGAAGAGAAAGGGGCGAGAAUGAAGAGACAAAGGGAUGAGCGACAGAAAAAGAGAGAUAGAGAGAGGGAGGGAGAUUGCACAAGAGAGUGAGACAGUGAUGUGCUAGUAGCAAGACAGAAGAAAAAGGCAAUCUUCUAAACUCGUCAGUCCAGCAGAGGAGAUGACAAUGUGUUUCCUCUCAGGGACCCCCUGCUACCCUCACUGACCAACGCUCAGAGUCUCAUUGUGGUCGUUUGCCAUGGAGAUCCUGGUGUCCUUAUAUGUCCUGCUGGUUCUGUUUCCAGUGCAUGCAGCCCAGUCUCACAAAGGCUCACAAGGACUCUCCUGCGUAAAUGACUUUGUCAACAAUGUCAGCUGUACGUGGGACCGCUCUCCAGUGGCUCCUGGUGUGGACUGCUUGAUUAAUGGUGUGACGACAACCUGGAUCUCCAAGAACAACGGGAGACAUCGGAUAACCAUUACUCAAAGAUGCAAGCUGAAACAACACAGAAACUCUCCUCCAGGCUGCAGUUUUGUCUUUGAAAAUGAAGAAUUCAACGAGUAUAUAGUUAUGCCCUACAUCAGCGUGGAGUGUAACGGGACGAUGAUGGAGAACCUCACAAAAUACAUACCAUUCGAUCACAUCAAAAUGCAUCCUCCAGGUGUCCCCACUGUCCGCAGCACUACCAAUGAGACCAGGAUAUCAUGGAGUCCAGGCAGCCGUCCCUCUGACUUCUUCGUAUCUUUUCACUUCGAAGUUCAGAUCAAACAGAAAAACAAGACAUGGAACGAGGCCAGCAUUAGCUCCACACAAGAACGAGAGCUGAGGAUCCCUGCCUGGCAACUAAAGGGGUAUUGCCAGGUCAGGGUGAGAGUCAAACCCACUGAUCAACCGCACAAUAGCCACUGGAGCAACUGGAGUCCAACAACAUCCUGGGUGGCGACAGACACGGUGGCAACAGACACGGUGGCAACUUCACAGGAUGAAGAGUGGUUUCUGGGUCAGAUAUCACCAGUAAUGCUGGGAGUGAUGUUCAGCUUGGGUCUCCUCAUUGUAACGCUGGUCCUUUGCAGGAGUUGUGCGAACAAGAGGCUCCUCAAAGGGAAGCCACUACCAAACCCUUCGAAAUACUUCCACACUCUCCACUCUGUCCACGAAGGAAACCUGAAGAAAUGGCUGAAUCCUCUGUCAGCUUCUGAGUCAUUCUUCACGGCCCAACCACAUGACCGCAUCUCCCCGGUUGAGGUGUGCGAAAGCUGGGAUGUGGUCCCCUCCACCUCUCCCUCCUCCAGCCUCACCAGCGCCCUGCUCCACUUCAGGAGCUACCCCUCCGGCUCAGACACCAGCGGGGUCAUCGACAUUUCCUCCUCUUCCUCCUGCUUCUCUAACAUGGGCUACUUGAUGUCCAGCUCCUCCGGCAGCUCGGCUCGAACCGACCCCAAUCCUGCCUACUUCACCUAUCAGGAUGAUUUCCACAAUCUGCACAACGGCCACAACCUCCAUCUCUCCCUCUGCCCUUCCCUCGACACCUGUCACACCUACGAGAGCCUGAAGAGGGAGCCGCAGAGCCCAGACUCUGGCUUUGGCAUCGGGAAGGAAGAUGAAGAGGGCAUGGGAGAUAAAAGGGUCAUGGAUGUAGAAGGGGAAGAGUGUUCGGAUGAUCACCGUAGCCCUCCUCUUCUCAUUCUGGCUCUCCAUCUUCCUUCCCAGAUGUUCUCUGCUCCACCCCCUCCCGACGCUCCCAGUCUAACUCCGAUAUCCUCCGAUAGCGAGCAGGUGGAUGCACCUGUGGCAGUUGCUAGUGGCAGCUUCACAGCCUGGCCUAUGGCUGGUGCCAUGAGCAGGUCUUCCUCCAUGCCUGUGGAGACCUGUAAAACUGGGUACCUGACCCUCAAAGAGCUACAGACAACAUUCAGCAAUAAAUCCAUCUAAAAACUUGUGAUGUAUCUGGAAGAAUCCCUGUGCCCAUCAUUUUGAAUUGAAUGUGUUUACAUCACAAACAACCUGACUGAUUGUUUAGUCUAACAGAAUAUAUAUAUAUAUAUAUUGUUCUUGUGCAGUUUUGACGUAGAUUUUUUUUUUUUUCAAAUUCCAUGAUUUUUAUGCUUUAAACCUGCACUGAUUCAUUUGUUGGUCACUUGGUGGCAUCAGAAUGAGCUGAAAUCACAUAACUGACAUAUUGUAACCUUAUU
Sebastes umbrosus (honeycomb rockfish) is the source of this 2268-nucleotide messenger RNA. RefSeq names its product interleukin 2 receptor, beta (gene il2rb). The transcript has 10 exons. Lineage: Eukaryota; Metazoa; Chordata; Actinopteri; Perciformes; Sebastidae. Gene Ontology annotation, biological process: immunoglobulin mediated immune response; cytokine-mediated signaling pathway. The record is from RefSeq and is a predicted model, not a curated record. Gene Ontology annotation, cellular component: external side of plasma membrane. The coding region runs from base 335 to 2008 and encodes 557 amino acids. Gene Ontology annotation, molecular function: cytokine receptor activity; protein binding.